CGCGCGCUGCUUCCGCCCGCCCCCGGGAGGAAGAGCGGCGGCGGCAGCGGCUUCCGCUUCCGGCGCGUGCCCUUGCCCGUCCGUGUGGCCGCGGGGAUGUUGGCGGCGGCGCGGGGCCUGGCGCGGGCCGCGCUGCGAGCUGGUGCAGGCCCGGCGACGGUGCAGGCCCGGCUGGCGGCGACCUCGGCCACGGAGACGCGUCCUACUGUCAGACCAAAAAAUGAAGUAGAGCAGAAGCAGCUAUGUGCUUUUGGGGAGUAUGUGGCCGAGAUCCUUCCUAAGUAUAUCCAGCAAGUACAGGUGACUUGUUUCAAUGAGCUGGAACUUUUGAUCCAUCCAGAUGGGAUCAUUCCAGUUCUGACUUUCCUUCGAGAUCACACAAAUGCCCAGUUCAAAUCCUUGGCGGACUUGACUGCUGUUGACGUUCCAUCUCGGCAGUACCGCUUUGAGAUUGUGUACAAUCUCCUGUCUCUGCGGUUCAACAGUCGUAUCCGCGUGAAAACAUAUACUGACGAGCUGACGCCUGUUGACUCAGCAGUGUCUGUGCACAAGGCGGCAAACUGGUAUGAAAGAGAGGUUUGGGACAUGUAUGGUGUUUUCUUUGCGAACCACCCUGAUCUAAGGCGAAUCCUUACAGACUAUGGGUUUGAGGGCCAUCCUUUCCGGAAGGACUUUCCGCUCUCUGGUUAUGUGGAGGUGCGGUAUGAUGAUGAAGUGAAACGGGUAGUGGCAGAGCCUGUGGAGCUAUCUCAGGAAUUUCGCAAGUUUGAUCUGAAUAGUCCUUGGGAGGCAUUUCCUGCCUAUCGUGCAGCGCCAGAACCCCUGAAAAUAGAAGCAGGAGCUAAGAAAGAAGAUGCAAAAUAGCAGCAGAAUGGAGUGGAUGCACAGCACCAUCCUUUCUGUUCUAACAUAGUAUUUAUAAAAAUAAAAAUUGAUGUGAGAUUCUUGCCUG
Messenger RNA from Cuculus canorus (common cuckoo), 952 nucleotides. It is a transcript of the gene NDUFS3, whose product is annotated as NADH:ubiquinone oxidoreductase core subunit S3. Gene Ontology annotation, molecular function: NADH dehydrogenase (ubiquinone) activity. The coding region runs from base 97 to 864 and encodes 255 amino acids. The record is from RefSeq and is a predicted model, not a curated record. Lineage: Eukaryota; Metazoa; Chordata; Aves; Cuculiformes; Cuculidae. The transcript is spliced from 7 exons.